Lagenorhynchus albirostris (white-beaked dolphin) is the source of this 3508-nucleotide messenger RNA. It is a transcript of the gene IARS2, whose product is annotated as isoleucyl-tRNA synthetase 2, mitochondrial. Gene Ontology annotation, biological process: isoleucyl-tRNA aminoacylation. Bases 89 to 3127 code for a protein of 1012 amino acids. Gene Ontology annotation, molecular function: tRNA binding; isoleucine-tRNA ligase activity; ATP binding. Lineage: Eukaryota; Metazoa; Chordata; Mammalia; Artiodactyla; Delphinidae. The transcript has 23 exons. The record is from RefSeq and is a predicted model, not a curated record. Gene Ontology annotation, cellular component: cytosol.
CAGGUGCUCUGGCCUCCCUCUUCUCCAGAGCCGGGCGGGAAGCUAGGCCCCAGCGCCUCUCUGGAGCCUGGGGUUGGCCUGGCUCGCCAUGCGUUGCGGGCUGCGCCCUCGCGGGCCGGGAGCAGCGGCCCUGGCCGUGGCCCGGAAUUUGUGGGUGCCGCCCCGCCUUCCUCGUCGGCCUGGCUGGCGAGGGGCGACGAGGAAGCUUUUGGUGCGGUCAGUCACCGGGGCCAGUAACCAGCUGCAGAAUUCGAAUAAUGGCAGCUAUCGGGACACGGUGUUGCUGCCGCAGACCAGCUUCCCCAUGAAGCUGCUGGGCCGCCAGCAGCCCGACACGGAGCUGGAGGUCCAACAGAAAUGUGGAUUUUUGGAACUUUAUUCAUGGCAAAGAGAAAGAAAAGUGAAGACAGAGUUUUGUCUUCACGAUGGACCUCCUUAUGCAAAUGGUGACCCUCAUGUUGGACAUGCUUUAAAUAAGAUUUUGAAAGAUAUAGCCAACCGAUACCAUAUGAUGAGAGGUUCCAAAAUACAUUUUGUGCCAGGCUGGGAUUGUCAUGGCUUACCCAUUGAAAUAAAAGUAUUAUCAGAACUUGGUGGAAAAGCUCAGAAUCUUUCAGCUAUGGAAAUUAGAGAGAAAGCUAGAUCAUUCGCCAAGGCAGCAAUUGAGAAACAGAAAUCGGCAUUUAUUCGUUGGGGAAUAAUGGCAGAUUGGAAUAAUUGCUACUAUACAUUUGAUGGAAGAUAUGAAGCCAGACAGUUGAGAAUUUUCUAUGAAAUGUAUGAUAAGGGCUUAAUUUAUCGAUCUUAUAAACCUGUGUUUUGGUCUCCCUCAUCAAGGACUGCAUUGGCUGAAGCAGAACUUGAAUAUAAUCCAGAGCAUGUCAGUUGCUCAGUAUAUGUAAAAUUUCCUCUCUUGAAACCUUCUCCUAAGUUGGCAUCUCUUAUAGAUGGUUCAUCUCCUGUUAGUUUCUUAGUCUGGACCACCCAGCCUUGGACAAUUCCAGCCAAUCAGGCUGUUUGUUAUAUGCCAGAAUCAAAGUAUGCUGUCGUGAAGUGUUCCAAAUCUGGAGACUUCUACGUUUUAGCUGCAGAUAAAGUAACAUCUGUUGCUUCUACUUUGGAAACAACAUUUGAGGUUAUUUCAACAUUUUCUGGUGUUGACUUGGAAAAUGGUACUUGUGCUCAUCCUUUCAUUUCUGAGAGGGUGUCUCCUCUUUUACCUGCCAGUCAUGUGACCAUGACAAAAGGAACAGGAUUGGUUCACACAGCCCCAGCUCAUGGUAUGGAAGAUUACAGUGUAGCUUCUCAACACAACUUGUCCAUGGAUUGUUUAGUGAAUGAAGAUGGAGUCUUCACAGAUGCUGCAGGUCCUGAACUGCAAAACAAAGCUGUUCUUGAAGAGGGAACAGAUGCGGUUAUAAAGAUGCUUCAGGCUGCAAAGAAUUUGUUGAAAAAGGAAAAAUUGGUACACAGCUAUCCCUAUGACUGGAGGACUAAGAAACCAGUAGUUAUUCGUGCCAGCAAGCAGUGGUUUGUAAAUAUCACGGAUAUUAAGACUACAGCCAAGGAAUUGUUAAAAAAAGUGAAAUUUAUUCCUGGAUCAGCACUGAAUGCCAUGGUUGAAAUGAUGGACAGGCGGCCAUAUUGGUGUAUAUCAAGGCAAAGAGUUUGGGGUGUUCCAAUUCCUGUGUUUCAUCAUAAGACAAAAGAUGAAUUCUUGAUCAACAGCCAAACUAUUGAGCACAUUAUUAAACUAGUGGAGGAACAUGGCAGUGAUAUCUGGUGGACUCUUCCCCCGGAGCAACUUCUUCCAAAAGAAGUCUUAUCUCAGGUUGGUGGUCCUGAUGCUUUGGAGUAUGUGCCAGGUCAGGAUAUUUUGGACAUCUGGUUUGACAGUGGAACUUCAUGGUCUUAUGUUCUUCCAGGUACUGACCAAAGAGCAGAUUUGUACAUGGAAGGAAAAGACCAGCUUGGGGGUUGGUUUCAGUCUUCCUUAUUAACAAGUGUGGCAGCAAGGAAUAAAUCACCUUUUAAGACAGUGGUUGUUCAUGGAUUUACCCUUGGAGAAAAGGGAGAAAAGAUGUCCAAGUCUCUCGGGAAUGUCAUUGAUCCUGAUGUUGUCAUUAAUGGAGGACAAGAUCAAAGCAAAGAGCCUCCCUAUGGUGCUGAUGUCCUUCGCUGGUGGGUCGCUGAGUCCAAUGUCUUCACUGAAGUGAUAAUUAGUCCAUCUGUACUGAAUGCUGCCAGAGAUGAUAUUAGCAAGCUUAGGAAUACACUCCGCUUUCUUUUGGGAAAUGUGGCUGGUUUCAACCCAGAAACAGAUUCUAUCCCUGUUAACAAUAUGUAUUUCAUAGACCAGUAUAUGCUACACUUACUGCAGGAUUUAGCAAACAAGAUUACCGAUGCAUAUAAGCAGUAUGACUUUGGAAAAGUUGUUCGGCUAUUACGAGCAUUUUAUACCAGAGAACUCUCCAACUUUUAUUUCAGCAUAAUCAAAGAUAGGCUUUAUUGUGAAAAUGCAGAUGAUCCCAAACGACGCUCUUGUCAGACUGCAUUAGCCGAAAUUUUGGAUGUAAUGGUUCGUUCUUUUGCUCCCAUUCUUCCUCACUUGGCUGAAGAGGUAUUCCAGUACGUACCUUACAUUAAAGAACCCAAGAGUGUUUUUCGUACUGGAUGGAUUAGAACCAGUUCUAUCUGGAAGAAGCCUGGACUGGAAGAAGCAAUAGAGAGUGCAUGUGCGAUGAGAGAUUCAUUUCUUGGAAGCAUCCCUGGCAGAAAUGCAGCUGAGUAUGAGGUUAUCAUUGUGAUUGAGCCUGGACUGCUUUUUGAGAUAAUAGAAAUGCUACAGGCUGAAGAGACGUCCAGCACCUCUCAGCUGAAUGAAUUAAUGAUGGCGUCCCAGACAACUUUGCUCUCUCAGGAACCACGAGCAGUAACUGCAGAUGUCACUGAGCUUAAAGGGACAUUUCUAAUCAACCUAGAAGGUGGUGAUAUUCGUGAAGAGUCUUCAUAUAAAGUAAUUGUCAUGCCCACUACCAGGGAAAAAUGCCCUCGCUGUUGGAAGUACACUGCUGAGUCAUCAGACACACUCUGUCCGCGAUGCACAGAAGUUGUGAGAGGGAAGUAAUACCUCGCUGUGUGUUGAGGGCUUUCUGAGCAAGAACUUCUGACGGGACUGCCUGGGGGUUUAGGUGGACUGUUCACAGCACUGCAAAGAAAUCCAAGAUUUAGGUAAUGAGUGGAAGAGUAAGUGGUAGAGGAUGAGAGUCAGAGUUAGAGCUACAAGCUUUUUCUGCAACAACUAAAUAAAAAAUGAUGUGUAUAUAUACACAUGGAAAAAUAUACCUAUGCAGAUGGAUCCAUAAUGGACUUCCUCAGAACACAGACACUGAAAAUGCUUGCCUACAAAUAUGGCUCAGCAGAAAAUGUUUUAUAUUUUAUCAGUCUUCUUGACUCAGUAUUUAAGUUCUAUAAUGUCUGUCUAAAAAUAAAGGCACCUGGGAAAUUA